Dentiscutata erythropus is the source of this 2739-nucleotide messenger RNA. Lineage: Eukaryota; Fungi; Glomeromycota; Glomeromycetes; Diversisporales; Gigasporaceae. The record is from the annotation of a GenBank genome assembly.
AUGUCUGUCGCGAGUGUGAACGAUCAGUACUUAGCUACCUUAGCUAACCUUCUAAAGCAGACGCUCGAACCUACUACAAGGCAGCUUGCUGAAAGUGAAUUAUUUACUGCGGAAGCCGAACAGUCAAACUUCCCUAUUGCUAUCUUGCAAUUAAUCACAAAAGAAAAUACAGACUCGAGUGUACGGUUUGCUGGCUCGUUGCUUUUUAAAAAUUAUGUGAAAAGAAACUGGGAAGACGAGUCAAAAAUACCUUCUGAAAUUCGAAAUGCAAUUAAAGAAUGUAUCAUCAAUAUUUUAGUUUCGGUUCCAACAAACAUACAACUUCAACUUUCCGAAGCUGUAACCUUAAUUGCUGAAAGCGAUUUUCCAGGAAAUUGGGAAAAUUUAAUACAGCAAUUAUCUAGUAAACUUGAUUCAGAAGAUUAUGCUCGGAAUAAUGGCGUUUUGCAAACUGCCCAUUCCAUAUUUAAGAGGUGGCGACAUCAGUUUCGCUCAGAUCCAUUAUUUGCCGAAAUUAAUUUCGUCUUGGAACAAUUUUGUACACCUUUUUUUCAACUCUUGCAGAAUACUGACGCCAAAAUUACAGAACAUGCACAAAACAAACAACGAUUGCUAGUGUAUAUGCAAACAUUCCUUCUUCUAAUGAAAAUUUUUUAUGAUCUUAACUGUCAAGAUAUUCCACCAUUUUUUGAAGAUAAUAUGGAACAGUGUAUGGCACUGCUACAUAAAUAUAUUAUAUAUUCAAACCCUUUGUUAGAAUCUGAGAGUGAAGAUGAAGCAGGCCCUUUAGAGAAAGUCAAAUCCUCAAUCUGUGAAAUAGUGACGCUAUAUACUAUGAAAUAUGAAGAGUUAUUCACUAUGCUACCUCAGUUUGUUGAGACAGUGUGGCUUUUGUUGACUACGAUAGGUAUAGAAGCAAAAUACGACCUUCUUGUGAGCAAGUCCAUGGCUUUCUUAUCUACAGUUGUGAAGUUGGAACAAUAUCAUAGUCUGUUCAACAAUGAGACAGCACUUACUCAAUUCUGUCAAAAGAUUGUACUUCCUAAUAUGUAUUUAAGAAACAUUGAUGAAGAGUUAUUUGAAUAUGACCCUAUUGAGUUCAUUAGAAGAGAUAUAGAAGGAUCUGAUAGUGACACUCGUAGGCGAGCUGCAUCUGAUUUUGUGCGUAGUAUGAUGACACAUUUUAUGAAAGAUAUAACACGAAUUAUUGGAACAUAUAUAACCCAAUUUCUCAAGCAAUACAAUGAAAAUCCAAGUAAUUGGAAAGAUAAAGACGCAGCAAUCUAUCUUUUGACUUCGAUUGCUACUCCUGGCACGGCAACAAAGCACGGCCUCACAGUGAUUAACGAUCUAGUAAACGUUGUAGAUUGGUUCACUGAAAAUAUCUUGCCGGAUUUACAAACACCCGUUGAUAGCGGGCAACCCGUGUUAAAAGUUGAUGCUAUAAAGUACCUGUACACUUUCAGAAAUCAAAUGAGUAAACCGGGACUAGCAGCAGUGUUCUCGUUGUUGGUUAAUCAUCUUUCGUCUACAAACUAUGUAGUUCAUACGUACGCUGCAAUUGCAAUUGAACGAAUUUUAUUUAUGCGCAAGGACAAUAUUAUGAUUAAGCACGAUAUAAAACCUUACACCCAAGAACUGCUUAUCAACUUGUUCAGGUUGAUUGAAGCUGGAACAACACCGGAAACAUUAGCCGAGAAUGAUUACCUUAUGAAAGCUGUCAUGCGAGUUAUUUUUACGAGCCGUGAUGAUAUGUCUCCGUAUGUUGGAGAAAUCUUAAGUCAUUUGAAUAAAAUUUUGGGCGAAAUUAGUAAAAAUCCAAGUAAUCCUCGCUUUAAUCAUUAUGUUUUCGAAUCUAUUGGAGCCUUGGUGAGGUUUAAUUGUUCAGACAAUCCAAUGGCAUUACAAAGCUUUGAAAACAUGUUAUUUGGCCCAUUCCAGAUUAUAUUGCAGCAAGAUGUUGUUGAAUUCGUUCCAUACGUUUUUCAAAUAUUUUCACAGCUUCUUGAACUACAUACUGAAACUCAGUUGCCUGAUAUAUAUAAAGGCAUGCUACCGGCAUUGUUAACUCCUAAUCUAUGGGAAUCAUCCGGUAACAUUCCAGCUUUGGUUCGCUUUCUCCAUGCUUAUCUUUAUCGCGACUCUUUAGCCAUUAUUACCAAUAAACAGCUCGAACCUAUUCUUGGUAUCUUCCAAAAAUUGAUCGCUUCAAAAGCUAAUGAUAAAUAUGGCCUUGAACUGUUAUGCUCAAUUGUUCAAUAUGUUCAUACAGGAACGCUUAAUCAAUAUAUUGGUGCUAUCUUAUCUCUAUUAUUGAGACGGUUACAAAGUAGCAGGACCGAAAAGUUCGCUCUAGGUUUUGUAAACUUUGUGUGUUUCUUCAUUGCAAUAAACCUUCAUGGUGGCCCUGAUUAUGUUAUUCACGCCUUUGAUUCCAUUCAAGAAAAAUUAUUUUUGGAGGUUUUAAAUGCUUUUAUCAUUCCGGAUUUACAAAAAAUUCAAGGGCCGGUUAUCCUUGCAGCACUAAUCAAAUUAUUCGAAGCGCCGACAGAGAUUGAGAAUUACGACGCUGAAGAGGAAUUACUCAAUUAUGAUUUCGAAGAGGAUAGACAGUUUCAAACUACUUUCGCUAAAUUAACAACUGCUAGUAAACCAAGGAUUGAUCCUACUGCAUCAAUUCCAGAGCCUAAAAUAUAUCUUGCCCAAGAACUUCAUCGACUUAGUCAAACAUAUCCUAAU